UUUUCUCCUUUAAUUUAUUUUUGUAUAUUAUCUCUGUUUCUCCGGGAAAACAGGGAAGAACUAGAGGAAGAGAAGCCGUUAUGCUCUGCCUCUCUAUUUCACUUAAGCUUUUUGAUCAUCUCUCCUCUUUUUCUCCAUUUCCUCUUUCUUGCGUCCUAAGAAACUUAGGAAACACGGUAGAGAUGAAGAAGAUACGUUACGUUCAUUUAAACCUUCUUCUCCUUCUAAUACCUUUAAUCAACCUUCUUCUGUUUCCGACACCAUCUCUGGCUCAAGACUACGGCGAAGAUGCUGAGAAGAAAGACACUCCUCCACCAGGUCUCGCCCGUUGCAAUGGAGUUUACAUGUCUUACAACUCCGGGGGGCGCGAAAAACUAUAUCCACGUACCAAAAACGUAACGGCUCAAGCCUGGUCGUUCAAAGCAACGGCCAUGAUCGUCAACACGGGCACUGAAGAGGUCAAAGGUUGGGAGAUGUUCGUAGGGUAUCGCCAUAGAGAGAUCAUUGUCUCCGCAACGGGAGCUGUCUCGUCGGAUGGUGACUUUCCUUACGACGCAAGUAAUGGGACAACGUUCAUUGGUUCUCCGAAUACAGAUCUAAAGACCUCGAUCGAAACAGCUGGAGAUUACACUCAGAUCUCAACUAAUAUCGAGAUCACGGGAACGCUUUUCGGUGGUAGAGGCACGGCGACGCCACUGCCGAGAACGAUCAAGCUCGUAAAUGAUGGAUGGGAAUGCCCUGCUGCUAAUUCUAAAGGUGGUACAAUGCAAGUUUGUUGCAAGAGGAACCCAAAGUUUAAAGCAAAAGAAAAGAAGAAAACCAAGUUCAUGCGUAGGCGACACGGCGACCUGAAUAUAAUCUAUGAUGUUCUUCAAGCUUACACAAGCAACUACAUGGCGCAGGUGACUAUAGACAACGAUAGUCCCUUAGGACGGUUAGACCACUGGAACUUGACAUGGGAGUGGAUGCGAGGAGAGUUCAUACACUCGUUGCGUGGAGCUUACUCAGCUGAGAAAAACCCUUCAGAAUGCUUGCACAGCAAGGCAGGACAGUUCUAUGGGGAUCUUGAUUUCUCUCAGGUGGCUACUUGUCAGAAGAAACCGAUCAUCAAAGACUUACCGGCUGAGCGUAAAGACGAUAAACUCCUCGGGAAAUUGCCUUUCUGCUGCAAGAAUGGAACUCUCUUGCCAGCUCAUAUGGAUUCCUCUAAGUCUAGAGCCAUCUUCCAAUUACAGGUGUACAAGGUGCCACCAGAUCAGAACAGGACAGCAUUCUUUCCUCCUCAGCAUUGGAAGAUCGACGGUAUAGUCAAUCCUCAGUACAAGUGCGGAACACCUAUAAGAGUCGACCCGACCGGGUUCCCUGAUCCGAGUGGUCUCCAAGCAACCACCUACGCAUUCGCAAGCUGGCAAGUUGUCUGCAACAUAACAAAGCCUAAACCAAAAGCUGCUCGUUGCUGCGUCUCUUACUCAGCCUUCUACAACGACUCAGCCAUCCCUUGCAACACUUGUGCUUGCGGUUGCGGAGAUAUCGACACCGACACUUGCAACGCCAAUGCAAGACCGCUUCUCCUCCCUCCUGACUCGCUCUUGGUACCGUUUGAAAACAGGACGUUAAAGGCAAAAGUGUGGGCAAGGAGGAAACACAUGGCUGUUCCUAAGAAGCUUCCUUGUCCUGACAACUGCGGAAUCAGCUUAAACUGGCAUGUUAACUCGGACUACGCUGAUGGAUGGUCGGCGAGGGUGACGUUGUUUAACUGGGGAGCUAAUGCAGUGGAGGACUGGUUUGCGGCUGUGGAUUUGGGUAAAGCUGGUUUAGGGUAUGAGAAUGUUUACUCGUUUAAUGGGACGAGAGUUCCACCUAAGAACCAGACCAUUUUCUUUCAAGGAGUUCGUGGUAUGAACUUUUUGAUUGGUCUUACCAACGGGUCGAACCCGGCUAGAGACCCGCAGGUUCCAGGGAAAAUGCAGUCGGUUAUAUCGUUUAAAAAGCAUUUGGGGAGUUUGAAUAUUCCAAGAGGUGAUGGAUUCCCUAAGAGAGUUUUCUUUAAUGGAGAAGAAUGUGAGCUUCCUAAGUAUUUUCCGAAAAAGAGUUAUGGGGAGAGGUUAUCAUGUAUCAGAUUCUUGCCAUCGAUUCUCCUCGUGAUCACAACGUUUCUUGUGAUUAUUAAUGAUCGGUUUUAAGAAGUGUUUACGUUUGUAUUAGUCAAGUAUGUAAGUUGCCUUCUGUCUAGCCAUGGUCAAAGAACUUGAAGAGAACGUUUAUGCAUCUUUUUCAGUGAUUUGUUUGAUUCAAGAAACUUGUAUUCAUUUAUCAAAAGUAACUGAUGCAGAUUGAUUCUCACUUAAUAUACUCUUGUCGUCUAAAAUAAUUGUGGUUUUGGUCUUGAAGAUCAUGAGAAAACAAGAAAAAUAUGAUGUCGUAAUGCUAUUUCUUAGUCUGUAGUAAAAGAGAAGACAACAGAAAAG
Brassica napus (rape) is the source of this 2468-nucleotide messenger RNA. RefSeq names its product COBRA-like protein 11. The transcript is spliced from 4 exons. Gene Ontology annotation, cellular component: membrane. The record is from RefSeq and is a predicted model, not a curated record. Bases 81 to 2183 code for a protein of 700 amino acids. Gene Ontology annotation, biological process: cellulose microfibril organization. Lineage: Eukaryota; Viridiplantae; Streptophyta; Magnoliopsida; Brassicales; Brassicaceae.